GUACAAGGCCAUCUUUCAUCAGCGGGGUUUGGAUUUCAAUGGUGAAAUGAGAGAUAGGUUGCUUGUAUUGUUAUUAUUAGGAGUAGGGGUUAUCAAAGUAUACGAGGAGUACGAUGAGGAAGAAAAAGAUGAACGUGACCCUAUGGAACUAAUUAAACAUAAGCAUAGUAAAAGGGAUUUGGAUGCUGUUGAAAAAACUGUCUCAAGCCCAGUACCAAUUGAAGAAGAAACAAUUGAAGCAACAUCCAGGGGCCUUUCACCUAGACUGCGGGUUAAGUGCAAAGAUAUCGAAGACGAAUGUUCUUGCAAACGACUUUUGUGUUUUGGCUCAAAUAGCUGUGAGCGGAUGAACAGCUAUCCAACCGAAGCACUCUCACGCAAUGCCACGGAAUUUGUGUGGUUACAUCGCUGUCGCCAAACAUAUUUAAUGGGACAGAAUUUGUGCGAAUGCAAGCGACUAUUAUUCCAUAAGGAGGAUGUCAAGUGGCUGACUCCAGAGUCUACAAGCUUGUCUUUAUUACAGCUUUGAUAACAUUCAGCCUGUAUGUACAGAGUUUGGGCUUACACACUUUAUGCAUUUAUCUGAGUUUAAAAUCCUGUGUUUACUUUCUUAAUAAUUUAACUUUUAGUGAAGAGACUUGCAUUUAUGGUGUAAAAACUUUAGUUUUUAUCAGUAUAGUUAUCUUCAAAAUUCUUUCUAGUCUAUUUGUUCAGUUAUUUCAGUCGUCUAUUUGAUUGACUCAAAAGUUUAUGACCAGAUUAUUUGAAUUGUACUUUACUAAUACAUCAAGUAUCUAAAACCAAUUUUAUCUUUUUAUUACAAUUGGGACUCACGAAGUGGACUAAAUUUUUCACUGUCUACUCUUCAUUAUGUUUUGUACAGGAAUGGAUAUGAUAUCCCUGUCAAGAAAGGUGGCUAUAAUUACAGGUAACUGUGGUAGUUUAAUGCUGCAUCUGCUAGCGAAAUGCUUUCCUUAAAACUAAUGGGCUAAGCACUUGUUACAGUAUUACGAAACUUUAUUUUACGAUAAGACUUGUUGCUAUUUAUGACAUUCUGAUUCCCCCAUCUUUCUGUGUUGUACCAUAUUAUCUGUAGUAACAAAACACCUACCGUCCCCAGUGCUCAUCUUUUGUUUGGACUCACUAAAGUCCUUGGCAAUCUCAACCCUGUAAGUGUGAAAAUGUGGGGGUUUUCGGCAAAACAUUCAAGUCAAGUGAACAUACUACUCCACAGCUCCGGACGGCUGUCAGUGUCUUCUGUAGAACAUGGUGGUAGGCAUUCCUAGAAUGAUAUUUUAUUUAAUGUUAGUAUUAAUCCCAUGUUUUACUUGGACUUUUGUAGCUUCCUGCCUCUACUCUUUCGGGAUGGAAUUUAAGGACUACAAAAAGGUUGUUAGAAACUCCCCUCAAUAUGUAUUCGUUGCAAUAUUUGGUUUGUCAAUAAACUUGUUAAUGUGUAGUGCAUAAUUGAAUCUUUUUAGGCACCACCUUUCCAUCAUGAAAGCUAUAGUACAGCACUUCGUGUUUUGAGAACGGGGUAGUUAGUUUGGAUACGUCAGUUUACAGUGGUAAAACUACGUCGAAAGGUUAGUAUGGUUUGCAGACUAUGAUAUCUGGGUGUUAUACACUAAGCUAUUCCAUAAAAUUGUACAUGGUUAAUGCGUUUGACGCAGUCUGACGUAAUCACAUACGAACUUGAUGACGUUAGAUAUUGAACACAACCUAAACACUACCAAGUUUUGCUGCUAGUCUUAGUACGUGAAUGACGGGUUUUCAUCGUAGUUCUUAGAAAAUUUCGGUUAUUUAUAGGUGUGUACGUACCCAUCACCCAUACAAAUCUGUUCAGAAAAUUACAAAUAUAUGAGAACUAAAAUUAGUCUCACUUUCUUUCCCAUAGGAGCAAGUUCAGGAAUCGGAAGAGCGACAGCUAUUUUGUUUGCAAAACUGGGAGCGUGUGUUGCUUUGGUUGCUCGGGAUAAGUCACGAUUGGAAGAAACUCGACAAGCAUGCAUCCAAAUAUCUCACCCUGACGUUUAUGAAAAACACAAAGAGCCUUUUUUGUGCAUUGAGGCUGAUUUGGCUGAACCAUGUGAAGUUGAGAAAGCAUAUCGAUUGGCAAUAAAUCACUUUCACCAACUUGAUAUAUUGGUAAAUAACGCAGGAUGUAUGAUAAGAGAUACUGUCGAAAGCUUUAAUGCUACUGAAUAUGAACACAUGAUGAAAGUGAAUGUAACUGCUGCGAUUACGUUAACUAAUUUGGCUAUCCCAGAUCUUUCUGCUUCCAAAGGUUCCAUCGUCAAUGUAUCUAGUGUCUGUGGAAAACGUUCAUUUCCUGGAGUAAUGUCUUAUUGCAUUAGCAAAGCAGCGUUGGAUCAAUUCACUAAAUGCACUGCAUUAGAUUUAGCUCCAAAAGGAAUCCGAGUAAAUAGUGUCAACCCAGCAGUUAUUGUCACUGAACUGCAUCGUCGAUCUGGAAUGUCUGAAAAUGACUAUGAGAAGUUUCUUUCAAGAGCCAAUGAAACACAUGCUCUCGGACGAACCGGAACUGUGGAAGAAGUGGCUCGAGCAAUAGCUUUCCUUUCGAGUUCUGCUUCUUCCUUCACUACUGGCAAUUUGCUAAUGGUUGAUGGUGGUCGAUCUAUCAUGUGUCCACGCUAAUUAACUUUAUUUUUCCAAAUAUUACAUGCUAUUUCUUAAAUAAAAUGGGU
Molecule: messenger RNA, 2708 nt
Organism: Schistosoma haematobium
Lineage: Eukaryota; Metazoa; Platyhelminthes; Trematoda; Strigeidida; Schistosomatidae
Product: beta ketoadipate:succinyl-CoA transferase, tr2, variant 3
Exons: 7
Coding region: 1861-2658 (265 amino acids)
Molecular function (GO): oxidoreductase activity
Source: RefSeq, a predicted model, not a curated record